Molecule: messenger RNA, 4974 nt
Organism: Monosiga brevicollis MX1
Lineage: Eukaryota; Choanoflagellata; Craspedida; Salpingoecidae
Exons: 5
Coding region: 1-4974 (1657 amino acids)
Source: RefSeq, a predicted model, not a curated record
AUGCAAUGUCAUCCGCUCCCGAUCCUGACCCUGAUCUUGGUGGCAGUUAGCCUGCUGCCAGCCAGCUACGCGCAAACCCCACAAGACCUGCCCAUCCUUGCUGGUGCCGUUUUCAUUACCCAGCAAGCCCUGGACGACGGUCCGGAACGAUAUGCCAAUCUGCUCCAACAAGCUGUCCAGGAGGUGAUUGACGAUGCCCACUUCAACGACAUCCACUGCUCCGAAGACACCUGCAAGGAAAAGUUUGACGCGUGGGCAUACUUUGAGCACGUCAACAUUACAGCCAAUGUCUCUGACCUUCAGCUGCAGAUUGUCGAUUUGCAAGGACGACCCGGUAUUACUUUCGUUGCCACUGUUCACCUCCUGAUCCGCAACAUCUACGUCUCUGGCAGUGGCGAAAAGUGCGAGGCCAAAAUUUUCGGGGACUGCUUCCUGUGCGGUUCCUUUUCCUGCCAGGACAAUACCGUGGUCACGGUGGCCUUUCCCACCCAAGCCAAUGGCCAGGUCAUUUACCUCACCAACGCCACCGGCAACUUUGUGGACGCCACCGUUGCCUUCACGCCCCCGCCGGUCGACGAGAUGGACGUGCAGAUGGAUCCUUCCUGUCAUGUCAGCACCCUCGUCGACCUGUAUCUCGACUUUUGCGAGCGCUCCUUCCUCCAAGCCCUCGUCGACUAUGAAAAAGACAUUGCUGCCCAACUCAAUGCGCAGCUUCACGACAGCACCGCCGUUCCUCAGUCUUACAGCCCUUACGCCAACGUGACCAUCACCUAUAUUCCCUACAACUAUACCGUGGCCACUCUCGACUACAUCAUGGUCCUUUUCACCGCUGACGUGGCCGUCGUGGACCCGACCGGACAGACACACCAUUACCCUCCCGAUCCCACCCUUAAUGUUUGGCCUCAGCUCGGAAACUGGCCCCGCUUUGAGGACAACUCGGGUCUCGCCGUCCUCGUCGGAGCCCGUUUCUCGGCCAUCUUUCUGCAAGCCAGCCUUUGGGCCGGCAACUAUCUCUCAUCUUUCGAAGCCAGCACCAAUCUUACCAUCUUGGACGCCAACCUCACCGUUGAGCUCCUCACCGACCAGCCCUCGCUCACUGUGGUCGCUGACAAUCUCAUCGAUGCUCGCAUCGCCUCGGGCCUCUUCUAUCUACAGUGCGAAACUCCUGGUCGGGGCUGUGGGGAUAACCUUGUCAAUAUCACUUGGGCCAAUGUCACUGCCGAUGCCAACGUCACCUAUACCAAUAACAGCCGCCCCGGGGUUCAGCUGUUCAUCAAGGGCUUUGAUGUGAGCCAAAUGACCAUCCAUCUCUAUGAACCCCGGUUUCCCCUUUCCGAACAAGUCGCCGUGAACGUCAUCAAGGAUGCCCUGCAACAAUCCGUCCCCAUUGCCAACACCUACCUUGCCACCUACGCCCUUGUCCUUCCGGAUCAGCUCAUACCUCUCUUGCCCCAUCCCACAGUCAACCUCAUUGAUCAAGGAGCGGGCGCUGGCUACAUUGAGCUCCUCACACUCUGCCAGUGCCAUACCGGCAUCGAUGCGCAGUGGCCUGUUUGCUCUGGCUUCACCUGUGGUGCCGACAGCUGGACCCAACUCCAGAACACUUGGAGCCGACCAUCCAUGGAUCAUUCGCUGCUCGCUCACAACGACCCCUUGAGCUCCAACCCCUGUUCCGAUGCCUCAAGCAUGCGCCGUCGCCGCCACGCAGCAGACGCUUACGCCGGCUCUGCUACCAAUCCGCUUCGCGUCAGUGUGGCCUUGACCGAAAACACGUUCUGUGGCUUUGAGGACGCGACCGGAACUCUCACGGUCCUUACCCUACCCGAUAGCGGCGGCGAGUGUCUCCAAGCAGAUGAAGAAUCGUAUUACCUCAUCGAAUUUCAAGACAACCCAUCGCAUUUCGAUGACAUUACCACGCUGCGCAUGAACUGCAACGCCUCUUGCGCCCAUGAUGAUACCCAUGUGACCGUCGGUGUGCUCUGCGCAGACAACUGUACUAUCUGCAGCCAGGCUCAGUUUCCCUUGACCCAGUGCCUGCCCACCAGCGACGGCAGCCUUCAAAUUGUCAAGCUUUCGGGAGGCUGCACCCAUGCCAAAGCGCCUGGCAGCCACUCGGCCCACGCUGCCCGUGCAGCCAUCACCGCUGAGAUUCUUGUACCCAUCGCCCUGCUCCUUCUUGGCGCGCUUGCCGUUUUUUAUCGGCAUCGACAACAAAAGCGACGUCAAUCCGAUGCCAAGCCCACAAGCCGGAGCCAAUCCGUACAAGAUCGCACCCCUUUGCUAGAAGGCGAGGAGAACCAUGACCUGGCGGCGUCAAGCAUGGGAUCGCGCUUCCUCGCCGUCCUUGCCCGCCUGGGUCGCACUCUGCUUUUCCAGGGUCGCCGUGCUCUUGCUUGGACCCUGACCAUGCUGCCCCGGCCCCUCAUCGGUCGCCCACACUGGACUGGCUGGACCAGCUUGGGCUGUCACGCCAUCGCCACGCUUGCCCUGGUUCUCUUGCUGGUGUUCUGGUACAAGCACGACCCCUUCACCGUCUUCAACGAAGGCAUUUUUGGCCAGGUCGGCCUCGAUGCCAGCGACUUUGACGCCUCAACGCUUGCCAAAGCCAUGCGCCAGUGGUCAAGGGACGGCUUUCGCCUCUUGCUGGCAAGCUUCUUGGUCUAUUUUGUCGUUCUUGUCUCGAGCGUGGUUUUUCACCCACGAUUCGACCGCUGGCUUGCUGCUCUCCGAUAUGGUAGCCUUGGUAUCCUACUUUUUCUCGUGGUCGGCAUUCUAGUUGGGCCCCCACUAUACGUGCCCUUUGCUUCUGGAGUUCACGUGAUCUACAAAAACGACUCUGAUCCCAGCUCCAACUGGAUCUCGUCCGACAACUCCACUCGCACCGAUAUAUCCCAGGGCCUGGGCUUGGCCGUUGCAUCUCUUGGCAUUUCCUUCUUGGCCCUUCUUCUGUUGCCCCUGCUGUAUGGAAUCCUUGCCGGCGUGACCAUGGGAUCUUCUGCAUUUUUAAUGCUGUGUCUUGCUGGCCAGUGUCAGGAGCGUCUGGUGCAGUACUUUGCCUCUCGGCUCCACGCGCUCUGCUGGUCUUUCUUCCUGGUCAUUCCCAUGGCUGGUAGCCUAGCUUUGGUCAUCCUCUACCAGACUUUUAGCGCUGCAUUGGCGUGGCUCUUGUUGAUACCCUCCGCUUGGUUUCUGCAGUUUGUUGGCAUGCAGUUGCAGCUUGGGGCUUUUCACGGACCGCGCCGUGCGCUCAGCACCCUUGUCAAUGCCCUCUGCCAUCUCAUCUCCGUAGUUCUCUUUGUGUUGGCGCUCACCGACGUGCGCCAGCGCACCGACUUGGACAUGGGCUUUCAUCUGGCAUCGGCUGUUACGGUCACCUUACUCACAGGCGCUCUGACCGUAGCCGCCCUGGUCCAUACGCUUCAGCUGCAGGAUGAUCGAUACCGCGAACGUCGCUGGGAUGCCGACUUGACCAACAUUCUGACGUGGACCCCGCUUCCUGCCAGCUCCAACGCCUUUCUGGACUCACUUGAGGCGUGCUGCUUUGCCAUUCCCAUUUACUUUGGCCGCACGUUUCCGCGUCUCCAUCGGGCCUGGCACUGGUUUGAAGAGCAUCACGAGAUGCAAGAGCCGGAGCGCUAUGGGCUACGCGUGCCGCACCGACGCAUGUUUUUUGCCGCCGGCGUAAUUGCCGAGACCUGGCUUGUCUGGUCGGGUUUCCAUGAUAUGCUACGCUUUGACGCCAAGUCUUUACUUAUCCACGAGGUGCGGAGCUUUGGCUACAACCUCACGUGGCCGGAUGCCGACAACGGAGGCACCGUUUUUGAUGAGGCCUUCAGUCACUACGAUGCUGCCCGCCGCGAUGGCUGGUAUUUGACCCUCUUUGGCUGGAUCACUCUGCUUCUUGCUCUGCUCAUUGACGUCCUUUGGCCCAGCCGACGUUCGCUGUUUGCUUCGCGCUGCCUGGAGCUGCUUGCUCUGAUACUAUCGACGUGCGGGGCCCUUGCAACCGCCGUUCCCAACUAUUUGCAGGACAUUCAUGUCACGGAUGUCAUCAACUUUUGCGCUCCAAAGUUCAAUCGUGCCAUCUCCCUCUUCCUCUCCAAUACCAUGGGACUUGUUUGUGCUGGCCUUUUCACCGUGACGCUGCUACCCAUAUUCCUGGCCCUGGGUCCGGCCCUUGUCCGCGCAUCCAAGCUUAUCCUGACAGAUGACCGUCUCCGUAACAAGAGCCGAAACCCCACCUGUGUCAGCGACGUAGCCGCAACUGUCAAAAACCCCGGCGAGGCCGAACCCGAGUUUGCCAGCGGCCGCAGCGGCCCAUCUCAAACCCAUGCAGGCGCCAGUCAGGCCCUUGAUGCCUCGGCUUGGAACCGAAGCCUCAUCGCCUCCCAGCCAAGCGCUGCCACCGCCACUGCUGUCGAGUCGGAGCACACUCCGCUCCUGGGUGCGACAGCUCCUCUCAAGGGUAUGCCCUCACGUGCAACGGGUCUUCAGCACCAUGGCAAGAUGCUGGGCUUUGGCCUUGCUCCCGUGGCUUGGCUUCGAGCUGAGCAGGCGCCCGACAUGGACGUUUUUGAACGAGUGUACGCUGAAAACGUGCUGCUUGUCUACCGCCUCACAGCCUUUCUGAUGCCAGUGACCACGGUGUUGCCGUUGUUUGUCGUCUCACAGUUCUUUGGCGACCAUUUUACGCGUGCUUCCAUCAUUGCGUUCUGGCUUGCCCCCUGCAUCAUUGGGCUUGCCACCACCUGGCGCCACAUGUCGACCGGCUACCUGGCCUGGUUGACUGGGUACUUUGCACCGCUGUUUGCCAUUUUUCUCUAUGAAAUGUUGCAGCAUCACUUUGAGCAUGCAGUCCAAGUUAUGCUACAAAAGCCCGACUUUUGGUUUGAGCUGGUGGCCGAAAUCUGUUUGGCCAACGUCGUCAUAAGCGGUAUGGUUUUUGCGUUCCCCUGUGCUUUCCUCUGUGGCUGA